Molecule: messenger RNA, 970 nt
Organism: Pichia membranifaciens NRRL Y-2026
Lineage: Eukaryota; Fungi; Ascomycota; Pichiomycetes; Pichiales; Pichiaceae
Exons: 2
Coding region: 70-855 (261 amino acids)
Cellular component (GO): lipid droplet; dehydrodolichyl diphosphate synthase complex; membrane
Molecular function (GO): ditrans,polycis-polyprenyl diphosphate synthase [(2E,6E)-farnesyl diphosphate specific] activity
Source: RefSeq, a predicted model, not a curated record
GGGGCAGUCCAGAACAUCUUGAUCAAUGUCUUGAAAACAGGGCCGGUCCCAAAACACAUCUCGUUUGUGAUGGACGGCAACCGUCGGUUUGCGAAAAACCACAGUCUUCCGCUAAAGGAGGGACACAGGUACGGUGCAGAGGCGUUGAUGCGUGUGCUAGAAUGCUGUUUCAGAGUCGGGGUGAAAAACGUCACCACCUACGCCUUCUCGAUCGAGAACUUCAACAGAAAGGCCGAGGAGGUGGACACGAUUUUCUCCUUGCUCAAGUACAAGCUUGCUUUGCUCUCCGGAGAAAACCAGAUGUGUGACCUGCACGAAGUGCGGGUAAAGAUCAUCGGCAACAGGUCGUACUUGCCCGACGACGUGCUCCAGGACAUCGAGCUGGUCGAGGAAAAGACCAAGCACCACACCAAGCAUACCCUAUACGUCGCGUUCCCGUACACGUCCAGAGACGAUAUGUGGUACGCCGUGGACCAGCUUGUGGACAAGGUGACCGAGGGCGAAAUCAGCGUCGACGAGAUCGACGAGACCUUGUACGAAAACAACUUCUACUACGAGGACACCUCUGAGAAGGUCGACAUCCUCGUGAGAACCUCGGGCCACACCCGUUUGAGUGACUACAUGCUCUGGCAGUGCCACCAGGACAGUGUCAUCGAGUACCCAAACACCUUGUGGCCGAACUACAGGUUCUACAACACCUGGUGGACCAUUUUCAGAUGGAGCUACUACAAGACCUUGAUGAUCCAGGAUGCAGAGGUCAUGCAGUUGAAGAAGGUGUCUAGAGCAGAAGUCAACCGCAGGUACAAAGACGUUCCCAAAAUUCACCCUCCCUUCGCAUCUGUCAACAAGGCCUAGGCCCUCCACUGUGCACACUUCCCCGUCUUUGCUGUCCCAGUGCCGGGACCUUCUUCUUGCUCAUCCUUACACUUCUCUUUGCUACCCAACCCCGCCCGGCAUCUGCAUCUACCGC